UGCUGAACGGUCGCACUUCUUUACAAACUAUAGGACGAGUCGCAUUUAUUUUUGUUUUUCAUUCUCUUUGGUUCCGCGUUUUUCUGCAUUUUAAAUACGCAACAAGCCUCUGCAAGGACUAUACACCUAGGAUGUUCCAUAAAAUAUACACGAUGCAUUGAAGAGCUUCUAAGCAGGGAGCGGGCAUAAAGCCCAUUGAAAUUCAUAAGGCAGCGACUACUUAAUGUUUUUUUAUUAGCAAAGUCAAUAUUUUAUUUUUCUAAGCACGACGAACAUUAUGCAGAUGAAGUACACGGGAAUCGAACUGUCCAUCUUCUGCCUGUGGGUGGUCGCAGAAGCUUCUGCCAGUUUGGCCAAAUUUGGGAGCACAACGCCAGUGAAUUCGCAACAAUCAGAUGUUGAACUGGAACUCAUCAAUGGGACACUUAACUAUCGUCUUUAUGCCAAGAAGGGUAAGGACGAUAAACCCUGGUUCGAUGGCUUGGACAGUAGACACAUCCAAUGCGUCCGCCGAGCUCGCUGCUACGCUACCUCGAACGCCACCAACACCUGUUUUGGCUCCAAGCUGCCUUACGAGCUGAGCAGCCUCGAUCUCACCGAUUUCCACACAGACAGGGAGCUGAACGAAAAGCUAAACGACUACUAUGCCCUUAAGCAUGUUCCCAAGUGCUGGGCGGCUAUACAGCCAUUUUUGUGCGCCGUCUUCAAGCCGAAGUGUGAAAAAAUUAACGGUCACGACAUGGUCUACCUGCCCUCGUAUGAAAUGUGCAGGAUUACCCUGGAACCCUGUCGAAUUUUAUAUAACACGACCUUCUUCCCAAAAUUUCUUCGCUGCAACGAUACUCUCUUUCCGACGAAAUGCACAAACGGAGCGCGGGGAAUGAAAUUCAACGGAACUGGCCUGUGUUUGAGUCCUUUGGUUCCGACAGAAACGUCGGCCAGCUAUUAUCCUGGUAUCGAAGGUUGCGGCGUGCGAUGCAAGGAUCCGCUGUACACCGAUGAUGAGCACCGACAGAUCCAUAAGCUGAUCGGAUGGGCUGGUAGCUUAUGCCUACUCUCGAAUCUUUUUGUGGUGGCAACAUUCUUUAUCGAUUGGAAGAAUGCCAACAAGUACCCGGCUGUGAUUGUAUUCUACAUAAAUCUGUGCUUCCUAAUUGCAUGCGUGGGCUGGCUGCUGCAGUUCACGUCGGGAUCGCGGGAGGACAUAGUGUGUCGCAAGGAUGGAACACUUCGCCACUCAGAGCCCACGACAGGAGAGAAUCUCUCUUGUAUCGUGAUCUUUGUGCUGGUUUACUAUUUUCUCACUGCUGCAAUGGUUUGGUUUGUGUUUCUUACCUACGCCUGGCAUUGGAGGGCCAUGGGCCACGUUCAAGAUCGCAUUGAUAAAAAAGGUUCCUACUUUCAUCUGGUAGCCUGGUCACUGCCUCUGGUUCUGACCAUUACCACAAUGGCCUUCAGUGAGGUGGAUGGGAAUAGCAUUGUGGGCAUAUGCUUUGUGGGCUACAUUAAUCAUCCGAUGAGGGCAGGACUACUUCUUGGGCCACUCUGUGGAGUGAUUCUCAUUGGUGGCUACUUUAUUACCCGAGGCAUGGUUAUGCUUUAUGGACUGAAGCACUUUGCUAAUGACAUCAAGUCAACUUCUGCGAGCAACAAAAUUCAUUUGAUAAUCAUGCGAAUGGGAUCAUCAGCGCUGCUUACUUUGGUUUUUAUACUGGUGGCUAUUGCUUGUCACGUUACGGAAUUUAGACACGCAGAAGAAUGGAGCCAAAGCUUCAGGAAGUUUAUAAUAUGUAAAAUUUCUUCCGUUUUUGAAGAGAAAAGCUCCUGUCGAAUUGACAACCGCCCCAGUGUCGGCGUCCUUCAACUCCAUUUGCUGUGUCUGUUUAGCUCUGGAAUUGUUAUGUCCACCUGGUGCUGGACACCAUCUUCAAUUGAAACUUGGAAGCGGUAUAUAAGAAAAAAGUGUGGAAAGGAGUUGGUUGAGGAAGUAAAAAUGCCCAAGCACAAGGUCAUUGCCCAGACGUGGGCCAAGCGCAAGGAUUUCGAGGACAAGGGACGGCUCUCCAUAACGCUGUACAACACUCACACGGAUCCUGUGGGUCUCAACUUUGACGUAAACGAUCUAAACUCCUCGGAGACCAAUGACAUCUCCUCAACUUGGGCUGCAUACCUUCCGCAGUGCGUAAAGCGUCGCAUGGCUUUGACGGGAGCAGCGACAGGUAAUUCGUCAAGCCACGGACCGCGAAAAAAUUCAUUGGAUUCGGAGAUCAGUGUGAGUGUUCGUCACGUUUCCGUUGAGUCUCGUAGGAACUCGGUGGAUUCCCAAGUUUCAGUUAAAAUAGCUGAAAUGAAGACUAAAGUAGCAUCCAGAUCAAGGGGAAAACAUGGUAGCUCCUCGAGCAACAAGAGAUCUCAGAGGCGGAGAGAUUACAUAGCUGCUACCACUGGUAGGACCAGCAGGCGAAGAGAAAGCAGUACUUCAGUGGAGUCACAGGUAAUAGCGCUCAAGAAAACUACUUAUCCCAACGCUAGUCACAAAGUGGGCGUGUUUGCCCAUCACAGCUCCAAAAAGCAACACAAUUAUACAAGCUCUAUGAAGCGAAGAACAGCGAAUGCCGGACUUGAUCCUUCUAUUCUUAAUGAAUUCCUGCAGAAGAAUGGCGAGUUUAUAUUUCCAUUUCUCCAAAAUCAAGAUAUGAGCUCUAGUUCAGAUGAAGAAAACUCGCGCGCGUCUCUUAAAAUUCAGGAUCUCAAUGUGGUUGUAAAGCAUGAUGAACUAAGUGAGGAUGAUCACGACGGAAUUAAGAUUGAAGAGUUACCAAAUAGCAAGCAGGUGGCUCUAGAGAACUUCCUUAAAAAUAUGAAAAAAUCAAAUGAAUCCAAUGGCAAUCGUCAUUCUCGCAAUUCUACAAGAAGUCGUCAGUCCAGAAAGUCCCGCAAGGCCCAUCCAAAGACCACUGAUCUGCAGCUCGAUUUUAAGAGGGACUAUUUGAGGGAUCGCCCAAAUGAAUCAAUCAGCUGCUCUUCUGAGGAAUUGGACGUGGUUUUAGAUGUGGGCAGCUUGCUAAAUAGCUCCUAUUCCGCAAUAUCUAUGGGCAAACCUCAUAGUAGGAAUAGCAAAACCAGUUGCGAUGUGGGCAUUCAGGCUAAUCCUUUCGAGUUAGUUCCCAGUUACGGAGACGAGGAGCUGCAGCAAGCCGUGCGACUCCUAAAUGCAGCCAGCAGGCAAAGAAAUGAGGCAGCUAAUGAAGAUGCCGGCGGCACAGAGCUGGAGGCCUUAUUGGGGCAAUCACAUCGUCAUUAUAGGGAACCCUCAUUUAUGAGCGAGUCCGACAAACUCAAAAUGUUGUUACUGCCCUCAAAAUAGAAGACUAAACGAUCAAAUAAUGCAUUUAUGUAAGUUUAUAAAACGCUUUUGCAUGGGUCUUAAUGACUGUUUCGGUUGAGAUGAUUCCCUUUUUGAUUAGAUAGAUAUAUAAUCAAUUUUAAUCGAUUUUAUUUUUAAAACAAAAUUUUACCAUCUAAUAUUUUUACACAUAAAAAGUAUUGCUAUCAGCUAAUUCUCUUUUGCUGCGUUAAAAUUCUUAUAAAUGUAUGUACAAUUUAUAAAUCCAGUCCAGAUUUUCUUGUUACAGAUUUACGGAAUUAUUAUUUUUUAAUCCACAUUAAGCAAAAACUAAAGUGAUAUUUUAUAAAUGGAAUUUUAUGUGGGAAAACCGAAGCAGGUCGUAUGUGUGAAUUUUAUGCCAUCUUUAUUGCAAUGGCCCUAUAGUUUUUAUAUUGAGCAUAAUAAGCGAAAACUACGACUACGAAUUACGAAUACUCAUAGAUAGUAAGCUAUUUAAAAUACUCAUCUUCCCACAUAGCCCGUAAGAAUUAAAAUCUCUAUGUAUGUUUGUAAAUGACUGUUUACUUUAUCCUGGUGCCCACGAAAAACAUAUAUAAAGCAUAUAUUUUCCUGAAUUUCUACUUUGUCGUGGGCACUGGGCUUUGAAGUCCAUUCUAUAUUAUACACAUAAGUACAAUACCAAUAGGCGUUUUUGCAAAAAAAAAAUCGUACCUUGAAAAGUGCCUUCAAGUUUACAAAAUAUUUUAUGUGUGACUAAUAAAACGAUUUCGAAUCAUUAA
This is a messenger RNA of Drosophila eugracilis, 4128 nucleotides long. It is a transcript of the gene smo, whose product is annotated as protein smoothened. Gene Ontology annotation, biological process: central nervous system development; smoothened signaling pathway; positive regulation of smoothened signaling pathway. Gene Ontology annotation, cellular component: plasma membrane; dendrite; cilium. Bases 278 to 3367 code for a protein of 1029 amino acids. The transcript has 6 exons. The record is from RefSeq and is a predicted model, not a curated record. Gene Ontology annotation, molecular function: transmembrane signaling receptor activity; patched binding. Lineage: Eukaryota; Metazoa; Arthropoda; Insecta; Diptera; Drosophilidae.